CCCACCCUGUUCUCUUUCUCACACCUCAUUAGAAGUGUAAGCUUCACUUCAUACUGAUACGGAGGAGACACACCAGCGGUGGACGAUAUGAACUACUUCUGCUGCGCUCUCCUUCUGGCCUGUGUGUGUGUUCACGCCGUUCAGGCCGCUAUCGGUUCCUCAGCGAUAAACUGUGCAAGUGGAAGUAACCAGAACGUGGGUUCAACUACAGAGGGCUAUGAAGGAGUUGUAGAGACCCUGACUAACAUCAGCCCGGGUGAUGACCUGAAGCUGGAGGAUUACCCUUUCACCGGUAGUAAACAGUUUCUAGAGCUGGUCCAUGUUCCUGAAGAAACGACCGCCAUCGUCAGGACCACAAAACCCCUGGAUGCUGACGUCCUAAAAGAGUCUGGUGGAAUACUGUACUAUUCAGUGACAUGUGGAAGCACAGGAAAUAGGAACAUUCGAGCGAUCCAGGUUGCUGACAUCAACGACAACGCGCCGGUUUUUGAACGGAAAAUCUACACGGCUACUGUAUCUGAGACUGCAGCAGUGGAUUUCCAGGUGCUGAAGGUGCAAGCGGUUGAUGCUGAUGUUUCACCAGAAAACAGCAGAGUCACUUAUUCCAUACUGCCUCCGGUUCCUGCUGAUUUUGAGGUGAGGAACGAUGGAAUUAUCAGACUACGCCGCCGGCUGAACUACAACGUUGUCAGCGUCUACAACUUCACCGUGAAAGCUGCGGAUGUUGGCGAUCAGUUUGACACGGCCACCGUCACCAUCGAAGUACAAGACUUCGACAACAUGAACCCGUAUUUCGAUCACGCUCUGUACCAGGCAUCUAUCACUGAGAAUCAGGUCGGAGUCUUUACAUCAGUCACUCCGGAGGCUAUAAAAGCUCAGGACGGAGACAAAGGAAUCAACCAGCCUGUAGUUUACAGCAUCAUCGCCGUCACUCCAGCUGAAUAUCAGCCCAACUUCAGUAUCGACCAGAACACCGGGGUCGUCUCCGUGACGACGGCGCUGGACAGAGAGGAAAUAGAAAGCCUCACGCUCCACAUACAGGCAGCUCAGCAGGACGACGAGACUAAAACCGCCAACGCUGUUGUGUUCGUAAGGGUUGAGGACUUGAAUGACAACCCACCAAAGUUUGACCAGAGCGACUACACUGCAGUUAUACCAGAAAAUUCCCCCACAGGGCAGUUUGUCCUUCAGGCCAGAGUCACAGACCUGGAUCAGGGAGGUUUUGUGGGAACGCUGAGGCUCGUUCCGGAUACAGUUCCGUUCUCCGUCAGUCCAGAUGGAUCCAUCAGGGUGAAGACGUCCGCCGAGCUGGACAGAGAGACAACCCAAGGCUUCGUUUUUCAGAUUGAGGCGAGUGAGGACCUGCCCUCCACAUACAGCACGACAGCCAACGUGAACAUCAGCCUCUCGGAUGAGAACGAUAACAGUCCAGUGUUCGGAAGCACCAAGUAUGAGGGCAAAAUUCCCCUGGAUCAGACUGUUGGCAUGGCGGUUGUCAAGGUAGAAGCUACGGAUCUAGACGAGGGACCGAACGGGGAAAUCAGAUACUUCAUCGACUUUGGGAAUGAAGAAGGUUAUUUUAGCAUCAAUGAAAACACGGGCGAGAUAUCGUUAAACAAGACCAUCCCUCUCCUGGAGAACCAGAUCCUGCAGUUUUUGUUGCUCGUAACAGCAAGAGACGGGGGCAGCGUGAGUCGUGCGUCCUCUGUUCCAGUGGACAUUAAAGCAUUUGGAGACUCUCGUCCACAUUUCCUCCAGAAAACAUAUCGAGGGAAAGUUGAGGAAGAGCAAGAGGCGGAGACGGAGAUUGUCAAGGUUGCUUUCCUGUCCGUGUCCCCUUUCACCUUAACCGUCGAGACGGAAGCAGAUAAGUUCUCCAUAGACCAGCUGACGGGAAUGCUCAUGACAAAGGUCAGACUAGACUACGAGGUCCAGAAGAACUACACUGUCCUAGUGUCUAUUUCAGACGGCACUAUCCGGGAUGAAGCCUCGGUUCACGUCGAAGUACUGGACAUCAACGACAACAGUCCUGAGUUUGCCUCUAGCACGAUUCCUGUUAACAUCCAGGAGGACGCAGAGAUCGGAGCCAAUGUGACCCAAGUAGAAGCCAAGGAUGCAGAUUCAGGGUUAAACGCUGAGAUACAUUACAGUCUGGUGGGUUCUGCUGGGAUGUUCAGCAUCAACCCAGAAACUGGUUUAAUCAUCGUAGCAGCAGCACUGGACAGAGAAACCCAGGACAAGUACAACCUCGUCGUGGUCGCACAAGAUCAAGGUCGACCACCUUUAUCAGCGACGGCGUCCGUGGUCGUCACAGUAACUGACGUCAAUGAUAACCCCCCAAAAUUUUCCACACAGCGCUAUGAGGCUAGUGUCUUAGAGAAUGCCACUGUUGGAGCAAACGUGAUUGUUGUCAAUGCCACCGACAAAGACAUCGGUCCUAAUGGUGUUGUGACCUAUCACAUCGCCAAGCAGGAACCGUCUUCUUCACCCGCAGCCUUUUCCAUAGACACCGAGUCCGGGAUAAUAAGCGUGGCCGUACAGCUGGACUACAGCAAGGCGAAGAAAUACACCCUGGAGGUAGAGGGGAGGGAUGGAGGCACUCCGGCUCUUUCAGGCACUGCGGUGGUGGUUGUAUCGGUGGAAGAUGUGAAUGAUAAACCUCCAAAGUUUAGCAAGGAUCAGUACGAUGUAGCUGUCUAUGAGAAUCUAGCUCCUGGAUCUGCAGUGGUGUCACUGGAGGUGACAGAUGACAAUGAGGGUGGAUUCUCCAAUGGGCACUUCCUUUUGACCAGUGAUGUUUUCAGUAUUAACAAGGAAGGUAUGGUCUACCUGUUGAGCAAUUCCAGCCUCGACAGAGAGACAAGAGACAACUAUAUUAUAGAGGUGGUGGCAGUAGAUCAGCCUAUCGAUGGCUUAAGCGCAACGGCCCAGAUCAACAUAACGGUUCUGGAUGUCAAUGACAACAACCCACAAUAUCUUGUUUUCCAAAAUCCUUUAAGGAUCCCUGAAGACAAAACAGGCAACGUGACUCGAAUCCAAGUUACAGACCGUGACAUCGGCCCAAACGGCGAGGUCUCCUUGACCACAUACUCCUAUAACGAAGUCUUUGGAUUUGAAGCGGAUGGGACCCUGAUGGUGACUGGGACAUUAGAUCGAGAGAAACAAGAGGUUUAUGAUUUGAUCCUUGUCGCGAGAGAUUACGGCAUGCCACCAAGACACAACAUUACCACGCUGACUAUUAUUGUGACCGAUGUUAAUGACAACGCUCCGGUAUUCAGUCAGCCUUCCUACUCAAGAAGUGUCUUGGCUAAAGUUGUUAAAAAAGGAGACGUGGUGUUAACCGUUUGGGCUACAGAUCAAGACAUCGGGAACAACUCUCUUAUCACAUACAGGUUCUGUAAGGAAUCCGACAUGGUGGAUUUGAAUCCUGAGACAGGAGACAUCACCUGGACUUACGACCAUUUUAACAUCACCAAAGACUUGGACAUACAGCUUAUUGCUAUAGCAACGGAUCAUGGAACGCCACCUCUAAACGAUACAGCAACGGUCACGAUCAAGGUGAAUACCACCCAGCUGACGGAAGGCAUAGAAUUUAAGAACUCCACCUACUACUUCUCAGUAAAGGAGAAUGAACCGAAGGAAACAAUCGUUGGUGAGGUCAAAGUGCUAACAGGAAGCCAUCUGACUGAGGUCACUUAUAGUCUGAUAUCACACACAGACCUGUUCGCUGUGGACAAAACCGGAGCUAUCAAAACUUUAACGUCACUGGAUAAAGAAGAAAAGGAAACGUACGUCGUUAACGUGGAAGCCACUGACUCCAGGACUCCUCAGAACACGGCUAAGACCACGGUAUUAACCCACAGAAUUAAUCCAACCCUGACCGAACGCAGGUUGAGGUUGUUAGAUAAAAUGGUGUCCUUUCUUAAUAUGUGCUUUCAACAGGUGGUGAUUCAGGUAGAAGAUGUGAACGAGGCACCGACCUUUGAACGUGAAACGUAUACGGCAGAAAUCUUCAGCAUGGCCCCGUUUAGAUAUCCAGUAGUGACUGUGAAGGCUUCGGACCCAGACGUCUGGGACACCGAGGAGCUCCGUUACUCCCUGCAGGAGUCCAGUUCACUGCUGGGAAUUGACAGCAUCUCUGGUCAGGUCUAUGUGCUGGAUUUAACAGGAAUGGGUGGCAAGACGGUAACCACUCGCGUUAAAGCUGCAGAUAAACACGGACUCUCUGCAAGCGCUGGAAUACAGAUAUUCGUGAAGGACAGCACCAGCGAGAACGUUGUGGUGAUCACGCUGAACCAGCCGGUCCACACGGUCGAGAUGAAGAUUACAGAGACGCAGAGGUCUCUGGAGAAGGUGCUCGGUUGGAGCGUGCAAAUCAUCAACGUACGAGGUGAGCACGGAAACCGGAUAGGUUCACACGCAACGAAAAUAAACGCAAAGACGUACAUCAGUUUCAUCGCCGUGGACACGGACGGCGUGACCAUCAGCGCCGAAAGAGUCUACGAGAAGCUAAAGAGCGAAAGCGAGAGCGUGAAAGUUGAACUGGAGAAAGUGUUCGGUCCGGAUGUGGAAUUAGAAGGACUGGAGAAAGAAUCUGUGGACCAGGAGAAUUCGAGCGAUACAGCCGUUAUUGUCCUGGGUGUGAUGUUGGCACUCAGCCUCAUCUCUCUCAUCACUCUGGUGGUGGUCGGGGUCAUAAAGUUCAAGAAGUUUAAAGACACAGAUUCGGAUGAAGAAAGUUUUGACAUAGGAAAGACAGAGAGCUGCAGCGUUGUCAACUACAGUUUCACUAAUGAGGACAAGUGUAAAGCUGAACAGAAGGAUCAACAAAGCUGGAAUAGUAACAGAAAAACAUCAGAAGCGUCUCAGGAGAGAACCUACGAUGCAGACACCAACGUCAUCUCUUCGCUCUAACAACCACCUAAAUAUCUUUAUGUAUACGACAAGAAACUGAAGCAUUUUUCUGUUUCAGGGCCAAAUUUUUAUUUGAACCCCACAUGAGCAGGGAGAGAUUCGCUCGGACUUAAAGAAACAAAGAAAAACAAAGCAGAAAUACAUGUAUUUAUAUUUCUAAACUCUAAACAGAUUUGUCGGUAGAUUUACGGUAAUCCUCCUCCAGGGAAUACAGUAGACGAUCAGAGGAUUAGCAUGGCGCUAAAAUAAUGCUAAAAAAAUGCUAAUCAAGCUAGCGGACGUUAGUGAAUUACAGUAAAUGUUUCACCUUGAAGGAGAUUUUUUUUAAUUAUAAAAAUGGGAAAGUAAAUAUUCUGCUUCAGAUCCAGUACAUUUUAUUUAUAUAUAAAAUAUAAAAUUAAUAAAUUAAUUAACCUAAAAAGGAAACACGUUUGUUUUACUGGUGUGUGUUUUAUAGUCUGGAAAAAAAGAUUUUAAAUAGUAAAACAAAUUUUACUGAGAACUUUGUGUGUAGCAUGAAUUCAAUAAAAUACAUACAAAUUAAAGCUCUUUAGAAAUAUC
Molecule: messenger RNA, 5475 nt
Organism: Tachysurus vachellii
Lineage: Eukaryota; Metazoa; Chordata; Actinopteri; Siluriformes; Bagridae
Product: protocadherin Fat 4
Exons: 30
Coding region: 88-4914 (1608 amino acids)
Biological process (GO): homophilic cell-cell adhesion
Cellular component (GO): plasma membrane
Molecular function (GO): calcium ion binding
Source: RefSeq, a predicted model, not a curated record